This is a messenger RNA of Atta colombica, 1254 nucleotides long. It is a transcript of the gene AstA-R1, whose product is annotated as allatostatin-A receptor-like. Gene Ontology annotation, biological process: G protein-coupled receptor signaling pathway. The record is from RefSeq and is a predicted model, not a curated record. Gene Ontology annotation, cellular component: membrane. Gene Ontology annotation, molecular function: G protein-coupled receptor activity. The transcript is spliced from 6 exons. Lineage: Eukaryota; Metazoa; Arthropoda; Insecta; Hymenoptera; Formicidae. Bases 1 to 1068 code for a protein of 355 amino acids.
AUGAACCUGGAAGUGGCAAACACGACCGAUGCGCUUAACUGCAGUACGCAGUUUACUUCAUUCGAGGGCGAUGUAGAGACCUGCAGAAACUAUUACCACGGAUUUGAAUACGAAUUCGUGCAUAGAAUUCUAGUGGUGGUAGUACCAUUAUUCUUCGGGAUAAUUGGAAUUCUCGGUCUAGUCGGGAAUUUGCUAGUGGUCGUGGUGGUGGCGGCAAAUCCUGGAAUGAGGUCGACCACGAACAUCCUAAUCAUUAACCUCGCCGUAGCUGAUCUGUUAUUCGUUAUGUUUUGUAUACCGUUCACGGCUACCGACUUCGUGCUACCAUACUGGCCGUUUGGCAACAUCUGGUGCAAGAUCGUUCAGUAUAUGAUUAUUGUCACGGCUUAUGCUAGCGUUUACACCCUGAUACUGAUGAGUCUCGACAGAUAUCUAGCAGUCGUGCAUCCAAUCGCCUCUAUGUCAUGGAGAACGGAGAUUCAUGCCAUACAUGCGAUCUGUAUUCUGUGGGUAAUGAUUUUAACGUUGUCCAUCCCUGCCUUCGUGAUCCAUGGCGAGAUUCAUUACAUUUUUCAAGGACAAAAUUUGACAGCCUGCCGAAUUCUGGAUCAAUAUGACUGGACUUCUUACCAGGUGCCCUUCUUCCUAUCAAGCUACGUGAUGCCCUUGGUGUUGAUAUGCGUUUUCUACAUGUUCAUGUUGGCCAGGUUAUGGCGAGGUGUGCGCACCAGUGCCGAGAACCGACGCGGAAGAAGACGGGUUACCAGACUCGUCGUCAUCGUCGUUGUUGUCUUCGCUUUUUGCUGGUGCCCUAUACAGAUGAUACUGGUGCUUAAGUCCCUGGACAUGUAUCCGCUUACUACGGCGACGAUAAUGGUGCAGAUAGUCAGUCAUAUUCUAGCUUACACCAACAGCUGUAUUAAUCCCUUCUUGUACGCCUUCUUGAGCGAUCACUUCCGAAAAGCCUUCCGUAAGAUUAUCUAUUGUAGGCCAACGACAAACUCGGACAAUCAGAUGGGACCAGCAACGAGAACCACGAGAGCUGCUAGUGCUGGCGAUAUUCUUUAGCCAGUUUACUCUUCGUUGCCGUUUUCAUCUGUUCCAUCUACAUCGCGGACAUCGGGAGAGAGAAACAUGAUGAGGAGUGAACGGGUGAAUACAGCAAGAAAUAUAAUCCUGUAUCACAAGACAUUGCCAUUAAUGGACGGAGCAGUUCAAGUCGAAGAAAGACAUUAUACGAGAAGAAGCUCAAGC